Messenger RNA from Cryptococcus deneoformans JEC21, 1479 nucleotides. Its product is annotated as expressed protein. The record is from RefSeq and is a predicted model, not a curated record. Gene Ontology annotation, cellular component: nucleoplasm. The coding region runs from base 135 to 1367 and encodes 410 amino acids. Gene Ontology annotation, biological process: CENP-A containing chromatin assembly; DNA replication-dependent chromatin assembly. The transcript is spliced from 5 exons. Gene Ontology annotation, molecular function: histone binding. NCBI's taxonomy places the organism in Eukaryota, Fungi, Basidiomycota, Tremellomycetes, Tremellales, Cryptococcaceae.
CGAAAUCCAGGGUUCCGACGCGUAAAAAUCCCAUAUGAGUUGCACCGAUACAUCUGCAAGUCUCUUACACCUUUUUCCAUCCAUCCUUGCUCCUUUUCUGUUACUUGCCAUUUACGAUAUCCCAUCCACUCAAGAUGUCUGACCCCUCCUCUCCCAAACCCGCCGACGCGCCUGCUCCCUCUUCUUCCUCCUCCAUCGACCCCCAAGCGAUCCGGGCUGAGGUUGAAAAACUCGUCGCGGAAGGUAAAAAAGCUGUUGCUCUCCAUCAGUGGGAACAAGGUGUAGACCGUUACGCUACUGCUCUUGAUCGAAUGCGACUGCUCGUAGGCGAUGCCGAUCCGGAAAUGGCACCUCUUCUUUUAGCGUACGGUAAAGCCCUUUAUGACCUCGCUUCAAGCCAGGCAGGUGUGAUGGGCAGAGAAGAACCUGUUAGGCAGGAAGACGAUGUGCCGGCUGAACCGAACAAUCCCAACUUUGUCUUUUCAGGCGACGCCCCAUCAGACGACGAAGGUGCAGCCGACGAGCCCGAGCCUGAACCUGAGUCCGAGCCCCAAGCUUCUUCAUCCUCCGCUCCUGCCCCAGCACUUGGUACCGAUGCUGCCGAAGGCGAUGAGAUGGAGGAACUUGAAGAUGACUAUAACGCCGCCUGGGAAGUUCUCGAUGUCGCACGGACGAUAUACCAAAAGAUUGUCGACGGUUUGAAAGAGGGUGAAGGGAAUAAAGAACGAAUGUUGUUGUCAGACUGUUACUUGGCCUUGGGUAAUGUUAGCUGUGAGACUGAAAACUUCCCUCAAGCGGUACAAGACUUUACAGCCGCUGUCGACAUCCAAAACACCAUCAUGCCUCCUUCCUUCCGGGACCUCGCUUCUGCGCAUUACCAACUCGCCACCGCUCUCGAAUUUACUCCUUCACCCCAAUCUCGCACUUCUGCGCUCACCCAUGUUGAAUCCGCACUCUCUUCCCUCGUCCGCCGGAAAGAAGAACUUCUCUCCUCUGACGAAUCCACAUGGUCCGAAGCAAUCAAGAAAAUGACACCAAAAGAAAAGGAAGCCGAGAUGAAGGAUGUAGAAGCGUUGAUGGGCGACUUGCAAGCCAAGAUUGAAGAGCUUAAAGCGGCUCCGCCUGCGGAAGAUUUGAUACAUGAGAGUAUCUCGCAUUUGAUGGGUCAAACAGAGGAAGCAAGCGGAAGUGGGAGCAACAAGGUGGAGAGCGGGCCGGUAAAUGAUUUGACGAGUAUGGUGAAGAAGAAGAAGCCCAAGGCGACGCCUGUGGCUCCGGCUCCAGUGUCCGCUCCGGUUGUAGAGAAAAGAGCAGCAGAAGGAGGUGAAGAGCCAGCGGCGAAGAAGGCUAAAAAUGACGAGGCGUAGUUGUUCUGUCAGUCGCUGCUUCGCAUGUUAACAAUUCUAUUUUCUUCGUUUCUUCGACCUUAUCUCAUCAUUUAUGGAAACAGACGCAUUCUAUGCAUUUUUUCAAAGACUU